GCGUACUUUAUGAACCAUUCCUUGCAACGUAUAUUGUAUAAAAGGCAAGAGCUUCUGCCACGUACUAUCUUCUGAAUAAUAAUCCAGACACAUAGCAUCACAGAAAGCAGCCCAAUGAUUGUUCGUCAACCACUUCGGUGGCAGAAGUUUACUGUGGUGUUCUUUACUCUUACUUUUCAUGGCGGACACUUCGGUGCGACUUUCGAAGACCUGCUAACUGUGAGAUCAUGGCUUUGAACACUAGUGAAAAAAUAUGGAUCCAGCAACGAAGCUUUACGAGUGGUGCUGGCGCAUAUGUCCACAAGUGCAUUUACAAAGUGAAGUUGAACCUCUCAAAGGAAAUAUAUACAUUUCGACAACAUUACCUGUCGGGCCGCUACACCUACCAGUAUAACCUGUAUGCUGAACUGCAUAAACACUUGGAAGGACGAGCGGGACCCGUCAGGCGUGUGAGCAUGUAUCCAGGGACACCUGCAGCAGAGUACACACUUCGCUACUGGAAUAAGGAGGAGCGUUGUGCUCUUUACACUAUGACGCUCAUAAACAAGGCUACUUGUGUAAUGGACAUAUGGAAUGAAAGAAUUGGGCAGAAAUUUCCCAAAUGUUAUGCAGAAUAUUACAAACAUUGUAGGGAACAUUAUCCUGUCUACAGCUCUGACUGCAGAAAGGAGUGACUUCGUACGUGACAAGGACGGAGGCGGUCAGCAAGCGCAGCACUUGUGCGAAAAAAAAGUCAAUAAAAAGUAUAAUACACUCUUAUUCGCACGCACAACUAGUAUUAA
Molecule: messenger RNA, 782 nt
Organism: Dermacentor andersoni
Lineage: Eukaryota; Metazoa; Arthropoda; Arachnida; Ixodida; Ixodidae
Source: RefSeq, a predicted model, not a curated record